Molecule: messenger RNA, 2405 nt
Organism: Oryzias melastigma (Indian medaka)
Lineage: Eukaryota; Metazoa; Chordata; Actinopteri; Beloniformes; Adrianichthyidae
Exons: 6
Coding region: 43-657 (204 amino acids)
Source: RefSeq, a predicted model, not a curated record
GAUUGAUUGUGAAAUGCCCGCGUAGCGCGGUAAGGAGCAGAGAUGUUUAGAGCAAACGCCGAAGGCCUGAAGAUCAUAUGGAUUGAUAGGCGCCUCAUUCCGGGCUCCGGUAACAGGUGGGGUGCCAAGGACCCCCCUGAUCGAAGCAAAAAUCAGACCCUGUUCUCUGAGUUUCUGUCAGUCAUCGGUUUUGUGGUUAGCGUGGACACAUUGUUUGCAGUGAUUCCUGAACAAGUUCAGCCUCAUGUCUGCACACCGCUUCAACCAGGAACACUUGGAGCUUUUCUUCAGCUCUGUCAGAGCAUCAGACACAGCAGCCCUCGAGGCCCGGAGUUUCCCAUUCCUGUUGUAGACUCUGGGGUCUAUUCAUCUAUGGUCCAAGUUCAGUCCAAGAACCCAAGACAACUGAGGCUCAGAUCCUCUGCUCGACAUCUACCACUACCUCAGCAAAGCUCUAAGCAUCACCAAAGACUGUCUCCACCCUGGAUAUCUCCUGUUGCCUUCUGGGAAAUGAAGCAGUCUUGGACUGGGGCACUUGUGUCAAAGUCACGGCCCGGGGGCCGGAUCCGGCCCUCCAGAGCUGCGGCUCAUGGAAACGGAGUGAAAGGAGACCAAACCUACCGCUGCUUUCUUUUCUGUUCCGCUGGGAUCACCUGAAAGGCGACGAUCAGGGCUAAAUGUCACAUCACCUCUGGAUGGAGUCUGACGGUUAUCAGAAGAGACGUACGUUUAAAAGAUCUCCUUCUGGGUAAAUUGUGUUUGAUUGGAGCAGAUUCCUGAUGUUUCUAUUUUUUUACCCCUUAAUGUCUGUUGUUGCACAUAUACGACAAACCACUUUGGCUUUAAAUAAUCUAAAUGUAGCAUCUACUUAAAAGCAAACGCAUAUGUGAAUUUAUUUAUUUAUUUAUUUUUUGGUUGCUCAAAAUAACUUCAAACGCUAAGGAGUUAAAGCUGGUCUAAUUUCAAGACUAUAUUUUAUAGUACGAUAUAGUUAUAUUAAACUCUAUUCCUAAAUAUAUGGAGGAUUUGACCUUUAGUUCUGAUUUGUAACUUUUUUUGUGUAGCAUACACACUGUAGAGUUUUCAAAUGACAUUAUAAAUAGAAUAAAUAUCUAUUUUGUGGAACAUUGCUUAUUUUACUGUGUUUGGUUGGAUGAACUUCCUGUUUUAGAUUCUUUGUAACCUUAAAGAUCCACUCUGAUCAUCUUUUGAUCCAUUUUUAAAUCAUUCCCAGUUGUUUUUUAGUUAUGGUUAUGCCAUUUUUAGCCAAAAUCCAUAACGCUGUUGUCUCCAGGACAUAGUUUCUGCAGUAGAUAAUUAGAAAAUUGCCUCUGAGGUUAGGGUGGGUCGCCCGACUUCCCCUCCACCUUGCUGAGAGCUCUCUGUUUCCACGCUCUCCCACUAGCCUACAGCCCCUCACACCUCCACCCCAACAUUAGUGGUACAACAAAAACGGCGACAAAUACCAGAGCUAUCCAGCUGUUAAGAUCCAGAUUCCGGCUCAGACCAGGAACACAAAGACGUUCAUGGAUCUGUUUCACGGAGCGGGGAGCUUGUGGCCCCGCCCAGAGUAUUUUCUACAAUAAAAAUACAAUAUUUCUCCAGCUUUGUUUUUUUCCUGAUUCACAAUAAUUUGAAUAAAGAAAUGCUCAGAAAUCCAUUUUUUUGUAUUUCUAACUCCAUGAGGACUAAAACUCUUAAUUUGAGUGGAUCUUUAAACUGAACAUACGUUCCUUAUUAAUGUUGAUGUUUUCAUUUAAAGCAAUUAAUUCAGCCUGGAACAGAAUUAAACAACAGCAAGAAUCCAUUGUGCUGCCAAACGUUUUAACAACUGAAUUCAUUUUGUGAUCAUAAAAAACUAUCAAAAUGUACAAAACUUCCUUUUUCUACAACACCCCUGAAAUGUUUCGACAAAUUUGUAUUCACCUUCUAGGUCCUACAUUUAUGUUAAGUUUUGUUCUUAUUCACACCUGUUGUGAUUGAAAACAACUCCUCAUUAUUGUGUAUAGAGCUUGUGUUUCUAAUCUAUUACUUCAGUCUUCAGGUUGAAAGCCUCCAGCCUGUCGCGGUUUCUCAUUUUUUAUCCAUGAUUUUCCUGCUUUGGAGCCCUCAUUUAUAAACUUUUCUGUAGCGAUUUUCGACUUGAUCUGCAGUCUGCCUUUCUGCAUGUUUAAACGCAGGUUCAUAGAAAUUUCAUGGUGGAUGAUCUAACAGUAAUUGGUGUUCUUAACACACGGUGCUAAACUGAAGACUUCAGAAGAAAUGAAAAAAACGCAUUUCCCAGAGUAACAGCAAAUUGUAGCACUUUUCCAGUCAAACCACUCACACUGCUGUCAGGAUUAAGGAGAGCAUAUAUUUUAUUUGGCACUGAACUAAAAAUUUUUAUAAAACUAAAAAAAAAAAAA